Molecule: messenger RNA, 1449 nt
Organism: Monopterus albus (swamp eel)
Lineage: Eukaryota; Metazoa; Chordata; Actinopteri; Synbranchiformes; Synbranchidae
Gene: sf3b4
Product: splicing factor 3b, subunit 4
Exons: 6
Coding region: 82-1290 (402 amino acids)
Biological process (GO): positive regulation of mRNA splicing, via spliceosome
Cellular component (GO): precatalytic spliceosome; U2 snRNP; nucleolus
Molecular function (GO): RNA binding
Source: RefSeq, a predicted model, not a curated record
GCCAAUAAACAUCAUAGGAAGAACAAGCAGGAAGAGGCGGGGCGUCGAUUUAGGGCGCUUGCCUUCCGUUGUUCAUUUAACAUGGCAGCGGGACCAAUUUCAGAAAGAAACCAAGACGCUACUGUAUAUGUUGGCGGCUUGGAUGAGAAGGUGUCAGAGCCGUUACUAUGGGAGCUUUUCCUGCAGGCUGGUCCCGUGGUCAACACACACAUGCCCAAAGACAGAGUCACUGGCCAGCAUCAAGGAUAUGGCUUUGUGGAGUUCCUUAGUGAAGAGGAUGCUGACUAUGCGAUCAAAAUCAUGAAUAUGAUAAAGCUUUAUGGCAAACCAAUUCGAGUUAAUAAGGCCUCAGCGCACAACAAAAACCUGGAUGUUGGUGCAAACAUCUUCAUUGGUAACCUGGACCCAGAGAUUGAUGAGAAACUGCUGUAUGACACAUUCAGUGCCUUUGGUGUGAUCCUCCAAACACCAAAGAUCAUGCGAGACCCAGACACAGGCAAUUCCAAGGGUUAUGCUUUCAUCAAUUUUGCAAGUUUUGACGCAUCGGAUGCUGCCAUUGAGGCCAUGAAUGGCCAGUACCUCUGCAACAGGCCCAUCACAGUGUCGUAUGCCUUCAAGAAGGAUUCUAAAGGAGAACGACAUGGCUCGGCUGCAGAGCGACUUCUGGCUGCACAGAACCCUCUUUCCCAGGCAGACAGGCCUCACCAGCUGUUUGCAGAUGCUCCGCCACCACCAACAGCUCCAACGCCAGUCUUGACCGCAAUGGGACCUGGGAUGCCCAUACCAGGCAUUCCACCUCCUGGUGCUUUCCCUCCUGUUCCUCCGCUGGGAGCGAUGCCUCCAGCAAUGCCCCCUGCUAUGUCCAUUCCUCCAUCUGUAGGGGCACCAGUCCCACAGGCUGGUGCUGGUGGACCACCGCCCGGACCACUGCCUUUCCCCCCAGGCAACAUGCAUCCAGGUAUGCCUCAGAUGCCCAUGCCACCUCCUGCUCCUCCUGGCAUGGUGCCUCCACCUCCUGCUCCUCCAGGAUCAAAUCAGCCACGGGCACCACCACCCCCUGGCAUGCCCCCACCCCCACCAAUGGGCAUGCCACCCAGAGUACCGUAUGGACCUCCCAUGGGUCCCCCUGAGCCUCCAGGUUUGAGAGGGCCUCCUCCUCCCAUGCCUCCACCUGGCUAUGGUGCUGGCCCCCCUCGUCCUCCUCCGUUUGGCUUCCAGAGACCUCCAAUGCCCCCAAGGCCCCCUGGUGCCCCACCACGUGUUCCUAUGAGAGCACCGAUGCCUCCAUAAUCCGGCUCAGAUUGCAAAAAAAAAACUAGAGUCUGAGUAUGUUUUCUUUUUUUAAAUACAGUUUUCAAUCUACUCAAGGUUGUAAUUGUGAAAAUAAUUUAACCACCUGUUCGUAUUGUUUCUUUGGUCAUUGUACAGAUGGAAAAACCUUUGACAAAU